AAAAAAAAAAUUAUAUUGAAAGCAGAGCAAAUUCUCUUUUCUUUAGCAAGGAAGGACUAUAUUGUAGUGGGAGAAAACUAAAACCUCGAGUUCCUCAAAAAGCAUCUGAAAAUCUUGUUUGUUUUCCCACUUAUUGCCAAAUCUUGUUCCCCAAAGAUUCAAACUCAGAAUCAGUCCUCCACAUGAAAAGGGUCACCCACCCAAAGCACACACCCUCCUUUUUAAGUUCAUCACUCUCUCUCUCUCUCUCUCUCUCUCUACUUUUUUAUCCACCUCAUAACUUACUCUCUAACUAUAGCCCACCUCAUCUACUUCACUUCAGUGUUAUACUACUCUGUGACACCUGAUAUACCCAGAAAUCUUCUGUUUCUUGUUUUUCUUUUUUCUUUUUGCAGCUCAAAUGUUUGAAGCUGGGCUUCAUCACCUGUUUUGUGAAUCACCCAUCAGACCUUUUCAAGGUAUGAGCUCCGGAAAACACUACUGUUUUGGAAGAUUUAAUUGUGUUUUAGCAUUGAUUUUAUGGCUGGGUAUUGCUUUUGUUGGGUUUUGUGAUGAGUUAUUAAUGGUCUCAGUGCCUCUUGGUUUUGAGAUUUCUGGUUUUGACAAAAAUGGGAAUUGGGUGUCUGAAAAUGGAGUUUUUGCAUUUGGGUUCUUGGAGAAAGAUGGUGGUGAUGACGAUUAUGGUGGGUUUCUGGUUGGUAUUAGGUAUAACUUCGGAACCAAAGCUGCAAAUAUCCCUGUUUGGACAGUUGGUGGGGGUGUUAGGGUUUCCAUGAACUCCACAUUUAGGCUUGCCAUGGAUGGGAGGCUGGUCUUGUUUGAAAACCCAAAUGGUGUGAUUGUUUGGAGUAGUAAUACCUCCAAUUUGGGUGUCCAAAAAGCUAGUCUUUUAAAUAAUGGUAAUUUGGUUCUUAUGGGUAUUGGAGAUAAGGUGCUCUGGGAGAGCUUCAAUAGCCCUACAAAUACUCUACUUCCUAGUCAGUCUCUCCAUUUUCCUCAAAACCUUAGAGCCCCUUCAACAAAAUCAGUUUCAAGCUACUAUAGUUUUGUGAUUCGUCGGUCUGGGGAGCUAGCUCUAGUAUGGGAAAGCAAUGUGACCUAUUGGAGGAGUCAUUUGAGCACCUCUUCCAUUGUCAAGGAAGCAAGGUUUGAUGCUAAUGGUGUUUUGGGGCUAUAUGAUGAUACCAACAAGGCUGUCUGGUCCAUAUCAAGUACAGAUGUCGGAGACCCUCAUGUGGUUUUGAGGCAUCUUAGGAUUGAUUCAGAUGGGAAUUUACGAAUUUAUGCGUGGGACAAUGUGCUUCAUACAUGGAGAGUAGGAUGGCAAGCAGUUGAGGACCAAUGUGAUGUGUUUGGUUCUUGCGGUUUAUAUAGCGUGUGUGGGUACAAUUUCACAGGACCUGUUUGUAAUUGCCUGUACUCAGAUUCAUUAACUGGUGGCCCUGCAGCGGAUUCAAGUGGUUCUGGGUGCCAGAAGAUGGUGGAUUUGGGAAACUGCAAGAUGCGUACAAGCAUGUCGGUUUUGAGACAAACUGUACUGUAUGGUCUUUAUCCCCCACAAGAUGUUGAUAUGAUGUUGAAUGAGAAAGCUUGCAAACAGUACUGCUUCAACGACACUACUUGCAUCGCUGUAACUUCAAAGAACGAUGGUUCGGGUCUCUGCACAAUCAAAAGAACUAGCUUUAUUAGCGGUUACAGCAGUCCAUCUGUUCCCGCAACUUCAUUCUUGAAGGUAUGUUCGGUUCCUCAGGCAGUUGCAACUCGAGGAGCUAACCCCAAUGGUAAUGCAGAAUCAAUGCCAAUGUCAUCUGGUAGAUUCAUAGCUCAAAGAGUUAACAUCAAGAAAUUUAUUCAAGCUAUUGUUUUAAUAGUUUUGGUGACUGUUUUGGUUGCCCUGGCCUUGGAAAUCCUUGUGGUUUGGUAUAUAUAUCACAGAAGGCAAGUUAAGGCACGGGCUAGGAUUCCCUUUGGGAAGGAUGCACAGAUGAACCCUCACUACAGUGUUCUUAUCCGGUUAUCUUUUGAAGAGGUAAAAGAGCUAACCGACAACUUUGCAAAUCAGCUUGGUUCUUCGACUUUUAAAGGCAUACUACCAAAUAAAGCACCAGUGAUUGCUAAGGUGUUGAACGAUGUGAUUGUGUUGGAGAAGGAUUUUCGAGUGGCAGUUUCGACCUUGGGUGGGACCCACCACCGGAAUCUUGUGCCUCUAAAAGGCUUUUGUUUUGAGUCAAGACACAAAGUUCUACUUUAUGAGUAUAUCCGGAAGGGCUCUCUGGAUAAGUGGCUUUUUAAUGCUAAACGGGACCAAAAUGAAGGGAAUUGGCAACAAAGGCUUGAUAUUGCUAUUGGAGUGGCUCAUGCCCUUGCUUAUCUACACUCAGAGUGUCAACAAUGCAUUGCUCACGGGAAUUUGAAGCUCGAGAAUGUCUUGCUUGAUGAGAAAUUGGUUCCAAAGUUGACUGGUUUUGGGAUUCGGAGCUUGCUCCAAAAGGAAGCAGCUUCUUCUUCUACUUCCGAGUCUCCAUCAGAGAGAGAUAUUUACAUGCUUGGAGAAAUGUUGCUGCAAAUUGUUACAUGCAAGAGGGAUAUUUUGGGAGAUAAUCUGGAUAAUAUAAUCGACAAUUUGAACCGAGCACAAAAGUUUGAGGCCAGUGAGGAGUGGAAAGGAGUGGAGAGAGUGGUUAGGAUAGCAUUGUGGUGUAUGCAAAAUCAACCAUUUUUAAGACCCUCAAUUGGGGAAGUGGUUAAGGUAUUAGAAGGUACCCUUUCAGUAGAUAGGCCCCCAUCGAGACAUGAGAAUCAGAUUGACAAUCGAGCCAUAUCAGAGUUAGAGGAAGAAGCUUAAAUGUAAGGUGACUUUAAUAUGGAGUCGUCGUGGAUUUCUUACUGUUUCAGGUUCUGCACCUUGGGGUUUUGACUAGGAUGUAGGAAUGCCCAGGAGUUCAAUUUUUUUUUUCUUGAUUGAACACUGGAUGUGUAAAAUCUUCUUAACUGUGUAAGCAUCAUUGGCAUUCUAAUGAAAAAAAGGAUUUUUUUUUUUU
Messenger RNA from Camellia sinensis, 3041 nucleotides. NCBI's taxonomy places the organism in Eukaryota, Viridiplantae, Streptophyta, Magnoliopsida, Ericales, Theaceae. The record is from RefSeq and is a predicted model, not a curated record.